GUUACCGAGCUGAUUAUUGGACAAAAUGGUAUAAUCUCCACUCCGGCGGUCUCCUGUAUGAUCAGAAAGCGCAAAACCAACGGCGGUAUAAUUCUGACAGCAAGCCACAAUCCCGGCGGUCCGCAUGGCGAUUUUGGGAUCAAGUAUAACAUUGAAAACGGCGGUCCGGCCCCCGAAAAUUUAACUGAUGCUAUCUACGAGAUCACCAAAACUAUGUACGAGUAUUCCACAAUCAGUCAGAAAAUGAAUGUUGACUUGAGCCGAAUAGGCACAUCUGAGUACCAAAUUGAAGGCAAUCGGACCUUCAAGGUCAACAUCGUGUCCGGUGUUGACGACUACGUGGAGAUGUGUGAUAGUAUCUUCGACUUCCAACUGAUUAAGAACUUCCUCGCUGGGGCUUACGGCAAUCCGCCAUUUAAAAUCGUUGUGGACGCUCUUCAUGGAGUCACUGGCCCCUAUCUGAAACGAAUCAUUUGUGAGAUCUUUGGAAUGCCUGAGACCGCCACCCGAAACUGUAAUCCAUUGGAGGACUUUGGCGGUCACCAUCCGGAUCCCAACUUAACUUAUGCUGCCGACUUGGUUGACGUCGCGCGCAAGGACCCUACUGUUGGUCUAGCUGCCGCCUUCGAUGGCGAUGGCGACCGCAACAUGAUCAUCGGUCAGGGCGCCUUCUUUGUCACACCCUGUGAUUCGCUGGCAGUCAUUGCAGAUAAUGCUCAGUGCAUCAAGUACUUCCAGGAGAAGGGCGUCCGUGGAUUUGCUCGUAGUAUGCCUACCUCUCCGGCUGUAGAUCGCGUGUGCAAAGCCAAAAAUCUGCCCGUUUUCGAAACUCCUACGGGCUGGAAGUUCUUUGGCAACCUCCUGGACGCAGACAUGGCCUCGGUCUGUGGUGAAGAAAGCUUCGGAACGGGUUCAAACCACAUUCGUGAGAAGGACGGUAUCUGGGCUCUGCUUUCUUGGCUCUCAAUCCUCGCCGAUAGACAGCGACAGGGCAAAAGCUUCCAGGUGGCGGAGGUAGUCAAAGAACACUGGGCAACGUACGGUCGUGAUUUCUUCACCCGGUAG
Dibothriocephalus latus is the source of this 1065-nucleotide messenger RNA. Lineage: Eukaryota; Metazoa; Platyhelminthes; Cestoda; Diphyllobothriidea; Diphyllobothriidae. The record is from the annotation of a GenBank genome assembly.